AUGCCUCGAGCUGAAAUUUCUGGUUUUGAUAGAACACGAGUAGUAGCCCUCUUCCGAGCUGGAUUUUCAAAUCACCGAAUAGCACUGGAUUUGGGUAUCUCAAGAAGUUCGGUUAUUCGAACAAUUCAAAUAUUCCAAGAAGCUGGCUCAGUUGAAAAUCGGCCACGCAGUGGGCGUCCUCGAGUAACCGAUGAUAGGGAGAAUCGUUACAUUGCUCUAUUUGCCCGAAGGGAUAGAUUUUCAACAAGUACAGCUAUCAGAUCGCAUAUUCAACAUACCUUUCGAAGAGUUAUUUCCACUUCUACCAUCAGAAGAAGAUUGCGUAUGGCAAAUUUGCGCCCUGGAGGACCUUUAAGGGUUCAACGUCUUACUCGUAGACAAAUUGCUGCUCUUCUCCAGUGGGCUAGAGAACAGCAGGAGUGGCUUUUACCACAGUGGCGAAAUGUGGUAUUUACAGAUGAGGUUAGGUUUGGACUGGUGAGUGAUGACCGUAGAAUAAGGGUUUGGAGAGAACUAGGACAUCAACAGCGACUAAAUUUGGCCCGAGAAGUUGUUCUAUAUCAGGUCGGAUCAAUAAUGUUUUGGAGAGGCAUAAUGUUUAACCACCGGAGUCCUUUAAUUCUGAUCCAGGGGGAAAUGACUGCAGAAAUGUAUGAAGAAAAUGUCAUACAACUCAUUAUUCAACCUUUGCGAAAUGAAUUCGGUAACAACUUCAUUUUUAUGGAUGAUAAUGCAAGGCCACAUAGAGCGAGAAGGGUCCAACGGGCUCUAGAAAGGGGCCAAAUAGUGAGACUGUCGUGGCCUGCGAACAGCUCAGACAUGAACCCCAUUGCAAACAUUUGGGACACUUUAGCUCGAGCCGUACGGAUCAGAAUAAAUCCACCUACAACCCUAAAUGAGCUGGCUGCAGCAGUAAAUGAAUAG
This is a messenger RNA of Acanthoscelides obtectus, 924 nucleotides long. Lineage: Eukaryota; Metazoa; Arthropoda; Insecta; Coleoptera; Chrysomelidae. The record is from the annotation of a GenBank genome assembly.